AUGGUGGAGGAUCUCCUAAAGGCGGGACACUUGAAGCAGUACGUCCGAACAAUGCCUAAAGGUGAAGGAUCUUCCCAUGGUCGAGGCCCACGCGCCCCAGCGGCUCCUGUUAGGGCAGUAAUCAACUACAUAAACGGAGGACCCUUGGAUGACGAGUACAGCUCCAAAAGGAAAAGACAGAGACUGCUGCGAGCAACCACGGUUUGGGAGCACGUAAGCUCCAUUCAACCGGGAUUAGCCAAUUGGGGUAUCCACCCCAUAAAUGGAACCAUUGUUUUCCCUACUAUGGAUCCAGCUCGAGUGCUGCAGCCACAUCGAGAUGCUCUCAUCCUAACAUUAGGGGUUGGAGACUUCGAUGUGAAAAGAAUCCUGGUCAACCCAGGUAGCUCCGCGGACCUGUUGCUGGUGGCGGUCAUCAAACAAAUGGGUUUCAUACCCUCCAACCUAGAGAAUCCCAGAAGAACCCUAUCCGAAUUCAAUGGUUCUUCAACAACCUCACUUGGGGAUGUAACACUGCCGGUUCAAGCCGGACCGGUCAUCCUAAACGUUCUAUUUUUUAUAGUUGAGGAUUUAUCCCCUUUCAAUGCCAUCUUAGGACGCACGUGGUUACACGAAAUGAAAGUCAUUCCAUCCACAUACCAUCAAAUGGUUAGUUUCAUUACCCAGGAUAAGCAAAUUAAUCUUUACAAAAGCCAGCUCGCUGCUCGACAAUGUUAUCAGAUCGCUCGUGAGGCCGAACCCAACGCCGACCGCGAGCACUCCCCCAAAGAAGCAAAUGCUUCUGACCAAUAG
Vitis riparia (riverbank grape) is the source of this 792-nucleotide messenger RNA. RefSeq lists its product as uncharacterized. The transcript has a single exon. NCBI's taxonomy places the organism in Eukaryota, Viridiplantae, Streptophyta, Magnoliopsida, Vitales, Vitaceae. Bases 1 to 792 code for a protein of 263 amino acids. The record is from RefSeq and is a predicted model, not a curated record.